GGGAGGAGCCUCCCUGCCCCGAGCCGCUGUCCAGCAUGCACGGCCGGGAUGGAGGCUCCGGGGGACCGGCCCUUGGGCAGCCUCAGGAGGAGCCUGGGGGCGGCCGGCGAGGGGCAGGGUCGGCCCCGGCUGAGGAGGCAGCGGCGGUGGCCAUGGCCCAGCCGGGGGGCCGGGGCAGCAGCAGAGACUUUGGGCUGCCUGAACAUCUCUACACGUCUGUCCCCGUCCCCGGCCGUCCCUGGGGACCCCAGGGCAGGAGGCAACGGCCCACUGGACAGAUGGGAAACCUUGCCUGCCUCUGAGUGGAGGCUCCCCAGGCGUAGCACUGACCGAGGCCGUGCCCUGACCCUCGCCCUGUCUCUGACCCGCAGAGCCCGGCACAGGGGGGACUCGGGGGGGCACCACCGCCCAGAAGAGCAGCUGCCACCAGUGUCUGGGGCAUGACGGAGCCCCCUUCUCCAGGAGGCCGAGGCAAGGGGACAGUCCCCCCUAGGGGCUUGGUGGGGACACGCAGCGGGACCUCCAGGCCACACCUUGGGUUCCAGGCCACCACCCUGAGGAGAAGGCCGGGCCACCGGGAGACACGGGCCAUGUGGGGCUGCCGGGAGCUGCUCCUGCUGUGGGUCCUGGUGCCGGCGGCGGGCGGCACGGAGCACGUCUACAGGCCCGGGCGCAGGGUGUGUGCCCUCGGGGCUCCCCAGGGCCCCGUGUCCGAGUCCUUCGCGCAGCGCGUGUACCAGCCCUUCCUCACCACCUGCGAGGGGCCCCGCGUCUGCAGCACGUACCGGACCAUCUACAGGACUGCCUACCGCCGCAGCCCCGGGCCGACCCCGGCCAGGCCUCGCUACGCCUGCUGCCCCGGCUGGAAGCGGACCGGCGGGCUCCCUGCGGCCUGCGGAGCAGCGAUAUGCCAGCCACCGUGCCAAAACGGAGGGAGCUGUGUCCAGCCGGGCCGUUGCCACUGCCCCGCAGGAUGGCGGGGCGACACCUGCCAGACAGAUGUGGAUGGACACGGGGCCGGAGGGGGCGGCUGUCCCCACCGCUGUGCCAACACCGUGGGUAGUGGCUGGUGCCGGUGCCCUGAGGGGCACGGCCCGUCCGCCGGCGGGAAGCUAAGCCCGCCCAGGAGAGGGACCCCCGGGGUGGCCCCGAACCCUGACGAAGGUGUGGACGGCGUGGUGGAGGAGGAGGUGCAGAGACUCCGGUCUCGGGUGGAUGUCCUGGAGCAGUGGCCGGCCCUAGCCCACGCUGCCCCUGCCGCCCCACAGAAGCUGCAGCUGGUGCUGGCCCCCCUGCACAGCCUGGCCUCGCGGGCGCUGGAGCAGGGGCUCCCCGACCCCGGCAGCCUCCUGGCCCACUCCCUGCGGCAGCUGGACCGCAUCGACUCGCUGAGCGAGCAGAUCUCCUUCCUGGAGGAGCAGCUGGGGUCCUGUUCCUGCAAGAAGGAGCUGUGACGGGCCUGCGUGCCCCCCAACCUCACAGAAGAAACAGGGCGGGGUGGGUGGAGGGGCUGUCCCGUGUGAAUCCGGCCCCUGCACCCGGGCCAGCCCCCUGGGCCUGGCGGGCUGUGGCCGAGGGGCGGUACGACAGCUCCCAGCCCGGGGCCCGGGGGAGCCCCAUCCCCGAUCUUCGUCAGAAUAAAACGAGACCUGGAGA
This is a messenger RNA of Phyllostomus hastatus (greater spear-nosed bat), 1656 nucleotides long. It is a transcript of the gene EGFL7, whose product is annotated as EGF like domain multiple 7. The record is from RefSeq and is a predicted model, not a curated record. The coding region runs from base 441 to 1454 and encodes 337 amino acids. Gene Ontology annotation, molecular function: signaling receptor binding. Gene Ontology annotation, cellular component: cell surface; extracellular region. Lineage: Eukaryota; Metazoa; Chordata; Mammalia; Chiroptera; Phyllostomidae. The transcript is spliced from 11 exons. Gene Ontology annotation, biological process: anatomical structure development.